ACAACGCCUGGUUCCUCUCGGGUCCUUCCGGCGUCGCCGGAGUGAAUUGAUCCGGGAGUUGAAGAGGGCUCGAAGGUGGGAAGUGAAGUCAGUGCCUCAGUGGCCGGUAAGGUGCGGCUGUUCCGUCUCCGUUCCUGUAGCCCUGCGCAGAGCCUAAGAGGUCAAUAUAUGUUUUGUGACCUAUUCUUUUACGACAAAAAAAGAGAGAAGAAAUACUGCAGUGAAUGAAGAUUCCUCUGCAUUUUAGCACUGCUUUUUCUACUGUAGUUGGCUUUUGAAUGAGGAUGACAAUGGAAGAGAUGAAGAAUGAAGCUGAGACCACUUCCAUGGUUUCUAUGCCUCUCUAUGCAGUCAUGUAUCCUGUGUUUAAUGAGCUAGAACGAGUAAAUCUGUCUGCAGCUCAGACACUGAGAGCAGCUUUCAUUAAGGCUGAAAAAGAAAAUCCAGGACUCACACAAGACAUCAUAAUGAAAAUUUUAGAGAAAAAAAGUGUAGAAGUUAACUUCACAGAAUCACUUCUUCGAAUGGCAGCUGAUGAUGUAGAAGAGUAUAUGAUUGAACGACCAGAGCCAGAAUUCCAAGACCUAAACGAAAAGGCACGGGCACUUAAACAGAUUCUCAGUAAGAUCCCAGAUGAGAUCAAUGACAGGGUGAGGUUUCUGCAGACAAUCAAGGAUAUUGCUAGUGCAAUAAAAGAACUUCUUGAUACAGUGAAUAAUGUCUUCAAGAAAUAUCAAUACCAGAACCGCAGGGCACUUGAACACCAAAAGAAAGAAUUUGUAAAGUACUCCAAAAGUUUCAGUGAUACUCUGAAAACCUAUUUUAAAGAUGGCAAGGCAAUAAAUGUGUUCAUGAGUGCCAACCGACUAAUUCAUCAAACCAACUUGAUACUUCAGACCUUCAAAACUGUGGCCUGAAAGUUGUAUAUGUUAAGAGAUGUACUUCUCAGUGGCAGUAUUGAACUGCCUUUAUCUGUAAAUUUUAAAGUUUGACUGUAUAAAUUAUCAGUCCCUCCUGAAGGGAUCUAAUCCAGGAUGUUGAAUGGGAUUAUUGCCAUCUUACACCAUAUUUUUGUAAAAUGUAGCUUAAUCAUAAUCUCACACUGAAGAUUUUGCAUCACUUUUGCUAUUAUCAUUCUUUUAAGAAUUAUAAGCCAAAAGAAUUUACGCCUUAAUGUGUCAUUAUAUAACAUUCCUUAAAAGAAUUGUAAAUAUUGGUGUUUGUUUCUGACAUUUUAACUUGAAAGCGAUAUGCUGCAAGAUAAUGUAUUUAACAAUAUUUGGUGGCAAAUAUUCAAUAAAUAGUUUACAUCUGUUAAACAUU
This is a messenger RNA of Myotis myotis, 1323 nucleotides long. RefSeq names its product programmed cell death 10 (gene PDCD10). The coding region runs from base 279 to 917 and encodes 212 amino acids. Gene Ontology annotation, cellular component: FAR/SIP/STRIPAK complex; Golgi apparatus. The record is from RefSeq and is a predicted model, not a curated record. Gene Ontology annotation, molecular function: protein kinase binding. The transcript has 8 exons. Lineage: Eukaryota; Metazoa; Chordata; Mammalia; Chiroptera; Vespertilionidae. Gene Ontology annotation, biological process: positive regulation of MAP kinase activity; regulation of Golgi organization.